GAACUUCAAAAAAAGAAUUUAAUUAACUUUUUGUUUCAUUUCAUUCAGUAGAAAUUUCACAAGAAUUUAAAAUUUUAGGAUUAUGAUAAAUUAAAAAUAUUGAUUGCUCUUCUAUUACAUUACAUUAUUAUCAAUCCAUACACACAUUCAAAUAUAUUUAGAUUGAUAUUGAUUUUUAAAUUUACGCAAAUGACAUCAAUAAUUGAAAAUGGGUUCAUCCGAACUAAUAACCAUUAAAGUAGUAGCCACCUAAGCAGUCUUUAAUAUAGCAGUAGUAACUUCAAAUCAUAUGAUAAUUUUAACAGCUAAUCAUUCUUUGCCAAUUUGGGAGUGUCUCCUUAAGAUUAUACAAUGACCUAUGCAGAUUUAGAGUAAACAUUAAAUAAAUACAAAAGAGGCAACCCUUCUUUAAUUAAUUAAGAAUUUAAAUACAAAAUUACGACAAGGCAUAUUAUUCAAAAGCAAGAUCUUUAAAAUACUUUCAAGACAUCAACGAAUUAAUAACAAAGUAGCAAUAUAAAGAGUGAAAGAUUAGAAUAUGAAAUAGGAAGAAUGAAAACAGAAGAAGAUGAAGAUAUAAACAAAAUACUUAAAGUAUAAUAAUAGAUAUUAGACAUAAAAAAAGAAUUUGAAGAAAUUAAAAAGAAUAAUAACAAUAAACCUUUUUCAAAUAAUGAUUCCUCUUCAUUUUUUUAGAAUUAUCAAGGACUUUCUAAUAGUAAAUCACCAAAAGAUAAUACAAAAUUUUUUAAUGCCCCAGCAAUUGAGGCAUAAAACUUGAAUUAUCAAUUCAAGCAAGAAAACAUUAAUACCCCUAACUUCACUAUUCCUAACACUCUUGACACAAAUUAUUUAGCUCCAACCUCAAUUCAAAAAAAGUCAUUCUAAUUUGAAAACCCAUAAACUACUAUAAACUAAGGAACAACAAACUACACAACAUAUUUAACUGAAAGCUUUACUCCUCCUCCAACCAGAUAUGCCUUUAUUGUAGAUUAAUUUGGAAGUGAUUAGUAAAGCAAUGAAAAAAUGAAUACCUCUUCACUUACAAGUCUAGCCACUUCAUAAAAUGUAUUUAGAUCAAGUACAAUUAAAAAAGAAGACCCAUUAAACACUGAAGAACUUAAAUUAUCUGAUUUAGCUCCACCUUAUCCUGUUUAUCAAUAAGAUUAAAAUAUUUAAGUUUAAAAUAUUGACAUUAGCUAAUUGAGAUCAGAUUAACUCUAACGUUUAAGCAUAAUCAAAGAAGAAGAAAUAGAUGAAUCUUAACUAGAAUCUUAAUAGUUUUCUUAAAGGCAUCCAUAAAAACAAAAUAGUUAGCACGCUAUAAACGUAUAACAAAAUCCAUAUAUAAAUGAAAUCAGAGUUUAUAUAGCUUAGCAUGAUUUAGAUAAAAAUUAAGCUAAUACUCUAACUGAUAACUAAUUUAAAAUGUCAUAAGUUUCUUAAUCAUAAAGUAUAAUAAAUAAAAUAGCAGAAAUAGAUUAAAAAGUUAAAUAGGUACUCUCUAAAAGUGAUAAAAAACUAAAGGAGUGA
This is a messenger RNA of Tetrahymena thermophila SB210, 1533 nucleotides long. RefSeq lists its product as hypothetical. The record is from RefSeq and is a predicted model, not a curated record. The transcript has 5 exons. NCBI's taxonomy places the organism in Eukaryota, Ciliophora, Oligohymenophorea, Hymenostomatida, Tetrahymenidae.